AUGGAGGGGCUAACUGGAGAAGAUGUAUAUAACUGGUGUCUGAAGAAGGGAGUAAAUCCCAGAAAGUGUAUUGGGAUAGGUGGAGAUUUAUUGGAUGAUUCGGAUGAAACUGUGUUAAGAAAAGUGGGUACCCUGUAUGGUGUUAUAAGACCAAAAAUAAUGGAUAAGAUGGAUGAUGAAGUAGGAAAGAAGAUUGCUGUCCUGGUAGAAACGGAAAAAGAUUUGGAUGUAAAUUUGAUUCCAUUAAUGAUAAUGGCCGAUGAAGAAACAGGAAGAAGGUGGUCUAUUAUUGGUCCCAGUAUCAGGGAAGAAGAUACCACUAGAGAUACCACUAGUGCUCCCAUCUCGGUAAUGAUCUCACCGGAGGGUGUAGAUAGAGGGGAAGCUAGUGGCAAUGGACACAGUGCUACCAAUGUGAAUGGCGGACAAUUUGAGACUAUGGUGGAUCGAGUGGUUUCCCAACUUGAGAGAUGGCAUUAUGAAGGGAGUUAUCGAAGGUUAAGGAUAUUCUCUGGUAUCGUACCUGUGCCUACCGGGGAAGAACCAUAUGAAUCUUGGAAGGAGGCUGCUGUCCAACAAGCGGAGGAAUGGCAGUGUCCGGAUAAAAUAAAGCGGCAAAGAGUAGUGGAGAGUCUACGUGGCCCUGCUAUGGGGAUAAUACAAGCUGCUAGAAGAAGUAAUCCAAAUGCCACAUUGGAAACAUACCUUGAAGCUUUGGAUUAUGCUUAUGGUACUUUGGAAGAUGUAGGAGACUUGCUAUCAAGACUGAAUCAUACGUUCCAAGAAUCUGGCGAGAAACUGAGUGCCUAUGUAAUACGAAUAGAUAAAUUAUUGUAUAAGAUUGUAGAAAAAAAAAGGAAUCACUCGAGAAGAAGUGGAUAA
This is a messenger RNA of Pseudophryne corroboree (corroboree frog), 882 nucleotides long. Its product is annotated as paraneoplastic antigen Ma2 homolog. NCBI's taxonomy places the organism in Eukaryota, Metazoa, Chordata, Amphibia, Anura, Myobatrachidae. The transcript has a single exon. The coding region runs from base 1 to 882 and encodes 293 amino acids. The record is from RefSeq and is a predicted model, not a curated record.